Messenger RNA from Aegilops tauschii subsp. strangulata, 528 nucleotides. Lineage: Eukaryota; Viridiplantae; Streptophyta; Magnoliopsida; Poales; Poaceae. The record is from RefSeq and is a predicted model, not a curated record.
AUGUCUUCCGCUCCGCCUCCGCCGCCAGCCGCCGACGUCACCUCACGCGCCUCCGCCACCGCGGGCUCCUUCCCCGCCCUUCUGCCGCCGGCCUCGGACCGCAUGGAUCACUCGUUCCUCCCGCCGUCCCUCGCGCGUCUCCUCCAGGGCGGAACUGCGCCCUACACGGCGGAUGGAUCGCUCGGCCCCCUGCAGACCCAAUCGGCGGGGUCCCUCUUCGCCGGCCCGGUGUCAUCGCUGUACGCCGGCGUGUCGUCCUCGUCGCCUGCUGCUUCGGCCCGGUCCCAGCAACCGCCGCCGCCUUCGGCUGCCACGCACUCCCUAGUGCUCGCGCCGCCACCGACUGCAUCGCACCCGAUGCGUGCGGUCGCACCUGCUCCGGCUGCCUCCCUCUACACCGCAGCCGGCCCUGCCGUUGCCGACGUCGCCCAUGUGCAUCAUGGCAGCCCUGGUGGCUACUCACUGUAUGCUGCCCCGUACGGGCCGCCGCCACCCGCACGCCCCUCCUACGGCGCGUACCCUGGCUAG